This is a messenger RNA of Diachasmimorpha longicaudata, 3776 nucleotides long. RefSeq lists its product as uncharacterized. Bases 876 to 1466 code for a protein of 196 amino acids. The transcript has 2 exons. The record is from RefSeq and is a predicted model, not a curated record. Lineage: Eukaryota; Metazoa; Arthropoda; Insecta; Hymenoptera; Braconidae.
UCAGCUUUUGAAAGGUUUCGAUGAAUAUUAACUGUAAUUUUUUGAUGUUCACUAACACUAAUUUUAUUACCCUCACUGCCCUUAAACAGUGGAGUAUUAUUCGACGACGAAGUAUCACACCUAAAAUAGUAAAGUUUGUUUUUAAAAUCGAAGAAAGAAAUAACUGAAGCAGAAAUAAAUCCCAUGACAGGUAAUAUUGGAUGCGCACUUCUCAGACAUGACAGGAACGCCGCUGCUGGAAUGAGUUCUUCCUUUUUCUGCAGAUUUACUUCUAUCACUUCGUCUGCUGCCUGUGGGUGACGCUGAUCUUGAUCGUGAUUUUGAUCGUCUUCGUUGCUUCUUUACUUCUAAUUCUCGAGCUCUUCUUGCCUCCCACUCUUGGAUCAUUUUCGCUUUACGUUUCUCGUGCUCUCGACGUCGUUCCUGUUCAAUUCUCCAUUCCCUUCUUUUUCUCUCCAGUUCUUUUAGUCUAUCCUUGGAGAGCAAAUCCCUCGGGUCCCGAUGCUUUUUCGAUCUGUUGUCGUUUCGUCGCAUUUUCACGGACGAUAAAUCGAUUAUCAAUUUAAUACGCAUUUAAUACCCCUUUCGCAUUUGAAAAAGGGACUGGAGGUAGUGGAAGGGGAAGUUGUGAGGUGUAUAAAUACUUGGUAGCGUUCGGCGAUCUUUCGCGUAUGAAACGUGUACUUGGCCGAUACGCUACCGCGUAUCUCGAAAGUCAUUAACAUUGAUAUCAUCUACUUUGUUGAAUCCAAACAAAACAACCAAAUUUAUCUCAAGAGUUCCUCUUCUCAUUCGCUCCUGUCCCCAUCCAACAACUGUUUUUUGUAAAUAACACACUGCGUAUUAAAUUGAUAAUCGAUUUAUCGUCAGUAAAAAUGCGACGAAACGACAACAGAUCGAAAGAGCAUCGGGACCCGAGGGAUUUGUUCUCCAAGGAUAGACUAAAAGAACUGGAGAGAAAAAGAAGGGAAUGGAGAAUUGAACAGGAACGACGUCGAGAGCACGAGAAACGUAAAGCGAAAAUGAUCCAAGAGUGGGAGGCAAAAAGAGCUCGAGAAUUAGAAGUAAAGAAGCAACGAAGACGAUCAAAAUCACGAUCAAGAUCAAAAAAGGAAGAACUCAUUCCAGCAGCGGCGUUCCUGUCAUGUCUGAGAAGUGCGCAUCCAAUAUUACCUGUCAUGGGAUUUAUUUCUACUUCAGUUAUUUCUUUCUUCGAUUUUAAGAACAAACUUUACUAUUUUAGGUGUGAUACUUCGUCGUCGAAUAAUACUCCACUGUUUAAGGGCAGUGAGGGUAAUAAAAUUAGUGUUAGUGAACUUCAAAAAAUUACAGUUAAUAUUCAUCGAAACCUUUCAAAAGCUGAAGAGACAUCUGAGUUGUUGAGGAAUAUUACUAGCCCUGAUGAAAUCAUCCUCAAACGAACAGCAGCUAACAAAAGUUUAAUCGUGUUCUUAUUCAUUCUUUGAUUGGUCAAAAAGUCUUGGGGAUGGUUAUGGUAAAUAGUAACUGAAAAUUUGGGGAAAUUCCAAACUGAAAAUAUGGAACAAAGUUUACCUGACUUCUGUGGGAUAUUCGCCAGUGAAGAUUUCAUAAAGAUCCUGAAGUAAUCAAAUAACCUUUCGUUGUCAUCAGUUGAACAAUAUGGUAAAUGAACAACUUGAGAAUGAUGGAUACUUUGUCGGGAAGAAACUCAUCGACUUACGAAGUAUGGCACCCAUUUCAAUUCAUUUUAGAAUAUUGGAAAUGGGGUAUAAGGAAUAAUAAUUAUUCAAUAAGUCAUCUAAACAAUUUUAUUCUUUGAACUCAAAUGACACGUCCACUCUAUAUCGAUUCCUUAAAGGAACUAACUACGCCUACAAAAGGAAACAACACCCUGGACCUUCCUGUCACAUGCUCUCAAAGAGUCCUAUUCAUUCCACUUUGUCUACAUACUUGAAAUCAAACCUAAACACCAUACCUCACACUUCUCAGAAUUCGAACACAUAAAAAUGUCUUUCAACACUCAGAAGAGAAUAAGAUUGACUUUUGUUCUUUAUUUAUUUUAUGAAAAAUUCAACAUAGAAUCACGAGACAUUCAGUAGUUGAUUCAGUAAAAAAAUGAUUUACUGCAUUUUCCUAAUAAUCAAUUCACUUUCAGGUAAAUGAUAGGCAUGAAUUGUUGCGCGAUGGUUUUUAAAACUUGGAGAACUGAAGAAAUAAAACAUGAAAUUAAUUUUGUGUGAGUUGUCGUGAAAUAUUCGUCUAUGAGGACAUCAUGAAGAUGCUGUGUUCAGCGGAAGCUGAAUUAAUUGGACAAUUUUUGAUGUUCUUCAAUAAAAAAAUCAUCAAAAUUCACUGGAAACUAUUCAGUUUUCACCGAAAAUCAAGAGGCUUUAAAAGGACAGAAUAAAUUCAUCAAUUUAUAGCAAAUAGAAUUAAUUUUUAUUUAUUGUAGAAUCGUUCAAUAUUCCGUGCUUCAUUCGGACUAAAAAUUUACUCAUUAAAUUUUUUCCACUUUCUUCGUCGUUUCAAAUCGAAAAGAAAAGAAAAGCUUGUAACGGUUUUUCUUUGGCCUCAGCGAAAACUCAAUCUCCUAACAUCCAAAUAACUCGAUUCUCCAUAAACUUGGCCAAACCAUUACCUUCGUUCUCGUAAUCUAACAAAUCCGUAACGCCAAAAACUAAAUACAUAAACGGGAUCUCGGGGAAAAUUAGCAGCUCAAUAGUCCUCUCUUGAAUAAUUUAGGGCGCCAGCCAAUUUUUGAUUACGUGGAAUCGACGAACCGCAGAUAAACCAGGCUUUAAUCAAAAACGCUUACUAAUUAUUCUCCAAGAUCCACUAACGACAAAACGGAAUUCGACAAGCAUACUCGGAAAUGUGGAUUACGAGGGUGCGGGACUGCGCGGUUGCUCAGUGUGUGGGUCGUGGAGAGAGGGAUGCAUUCGUGGACAAGAAAAACAAAAACAGCGAAAACCCAUGAUUGGAAUCGAAAUCGAUAAUCUCAUCUUUAAUUGUAGUCAAGGAACAGGCGUAUACUAAUAAUGGAUGAUAAAUGGUUAAUUCGAACUUGGUUCAUCACCAGCAAUUUAUUUUCACUCCUCAUAAUUUCAUAUAUAGAAUGACAACAAUCUACUCCAGGAUAUCCAAGCUUCUUUGAAUUAAAUCAUAAAAAAAAUAUCUCUUGCGAAUCUAUUCGACUAUGGAAUUUACUCAAAAAUAAUUUCCCCCUUUAGCCAGGUCGCGUGAGUGACUAUGCAGGGAUUAGACAUGAAUUUGAGAGAGAAAGAGAAGAGGUAUAGGUAGCGCGAAACCAAGAGAGAGCGAGAUAAGUAGCUAACCGGAUUUUUUAAGAGCGAGGGCGGUUAUCAAAGUGUUUUAACAAUAAGUAGCUCGCGAUAUUAAUAAAUAAUACCCGAUUUUCGGCGGACUUGAUUCUAAUUAACGAGAAUUGUCCGACCUCCUUAAUGUAUUUAAUUUAGUUUUCUUCUGAAUAAUUAGCGGAACGAUUCCCGAUUCUCAGAGAGCUUGAUUUUAAUUAUUGACGAGGUUCGACACCUCUCAUCUAUUUUAUUCAGUUAGUGGGAAUUCCAACCAUAAAUUUUAAUCAUCGUAACAAAAAGAUAGCGUCCCCAUGCCCAACCGGAAUUCCACACUUUUUAAUAAUUAAAAGAGAGCUAAACCGCAACAAAAAGCAUAAUUUUCCCCUAAAAGCCCCGGGCGUUCGGAGAAGUCUCAGAUAGCAUAGGUAGCAUAGAUAUUACGCGAAAGUAGGUAGCUUGAUACGGAUGCGGUAGCAG